This is a messenger RNA of Parascedosporium putredinis, 426 nucleotides long. The record is from the annotation of a GenBank genome assembly. Lineage: Eukaryota; Fungi; Ascomycota; Sordariomycetes; Microascales; Microascaceae.
AUGGCUGUUAGCUCCUCCGUCUCCAUCAGAGCCACCAGCUGGUCGGUGAUGACUCGCAUGGCGUCCCGGUUCCGGUUCUCCACCUUGGCCAUGUCGCGUACGAGGUCCUGGAUCCGCUGCCUGUUACGCCUCUCAAACGCAAACGCGUCCAAAAUCUUGAGAUGGGACCGGUCGAUGCCCGGUGGUGCGUUCAGCAUCCCCACGAGCACCGCCCACUCGUCCAUAAUCAGCUCCCCUACGGAUGUCGCGGGCAGCGAAAGCGCCCUUGCCGCGCCCAGGCACGUCGUCGAUAAAGUACGACCUCUGCUCACCUCCUACCGUGACGUCACCGGCUCCCUUGUGGCCGGUCCACUGCGGAUUGUGCUCUUCGAGGAGCGUGGUUGCCUCGGCUGCGGUUUCGGGCGACGUGAUGAUGGAGAUGGAUAG